This is a messenger RNA of Cariama cristata (Red-legged seriema), 771 nucleotides long. It is a transcript of the gene MARCHF3, whose product is annotated as membrane-associated ring finger (C3HC4) 3, E3 ubiquitin protein ligase. The record is from RefSeq and is a predicted model, not a curated record. Gene Ontology annotation, biological process: protein ubiquitination. Gene Ontology annotation, molecular function: ubiquitin-protein transferase activity; zinc ion binding. Bases 1 to 771 code for a protein of 256 amino acids. The transcript has 4 exons. Lineage: Eukaryota; Metazoa; Chordata; Aves; Cariamiformes; Cariamidae.
AUGAGGACGAGCCGCUGCAGUCACCUGCCGGGAAUCCCACCGGAGCGCCCACGCCCACUGGCACCCGACGGCAAGACCCUGCCCGGCGGCAUCGGUGGCGGCCCAGCCGGCAGCUGCCCACAGUAUGUCAUGCAGGUGUCAGCCAAAGAUGGGCAGCUGCUCUCCUCCGUCGUGCGGACGCUCGCCACGCAGAGCAGCCCCUUCAAUGACCGGCCGAUGUGCAGGAUCUGCCAUGAGGGCAGCAGUCAGGAAGACCUGCUUUCCCCCUGCGAAUGCACGGGGACCCUGGGGACUAUUCACCGCAGCUGCCUGGAACACUGGCUGUCGUCUUCAAACACCAGCUACUGUGAACUCUGUCACUUCAGGUUUGCAGUGGAGCGCAAACCCAGGCCGUUGGUGGAGUGGCUGAAGAACCCAGGCCCCCAGCACGAGAAACGGACUCUUUUUGGAGACAUGGUGUGCUUCUUAUUUAUCACUCCGCUGGCAACCAUCUCUGGCUGGUUGUGUCUACGAGGAGCAGUGGACCAUCUGCACUUUAGUAGUAGGCUAGAAGCUGUUGGCCUCAUUGCACUCACUGUCGCACUCUUCACUAUUUACCUCUUUUGGACCCUAGUAUCCUUUAGGUAUCACUGUAGAUUAUACAACGAAUGGCGUCGGACCAAUCAGCGGGUGAUACUCCUAAUCCCAAAGUCUGCCAACGCCCCCUCCAACCAGCAGUCCCUGCUGGGCCUGCAGUCCCUCAAAAGGAACUCAAAGGAGACAAUCGUUUGA